AUGGUACAGAAAAGUAGUAUGUCCAGGACGCCUUCGACCUCAACCCAGGAGAUCCAAAUGGACAUGUUUGAUCAACAUCCACACGGACAGGGAAAGUAUUCCAAACGGAAGAGCCGCUUCAAGCGCUCCGAUGGAAGCACCUCCUCUGACACCACCUCCAACAGCUUUGUCCGGCAGGGCUCUGCCGACUCCUACACCAGCCGGCCGUCGGACUCAGAUGUGUCCCUGGAAGAGGACCCAGAGGCGCUGCGGAAGGAGGCAGACCUACAGGCCCUCGCCACCCUCGAGAAAGCCAAGACCAAACCAGUAGCCUUCGCUGUGCGGACGAAUGUGGGCUACAGCUCUGGGCCCAACGAUGACGUCCCAGUGCAGGGCAUGGCCAUCUCCUUUGAAGCCAAAGACUUCCUACACAUCAAAGAGAAGUAUAAUAAUGACUGGUGGAUUGGGCGUCUGGUGAAGGAGGGCUGUGAGGUGGGGUUCAUCCCCAGUCCAGUCAAACUGGAGAACACGCGGCUACUGCAGGAGCAGAAGAUGAGACAGAACCGCCUCAGCUCCAGUAAAUCUGGUGGCAGCUCCAGCCUGGACGUUGCCACGGGAACACGCAGGCCCACCCCUCCUGGCACAGGUGGUCCAGCUAAACAGAAACAGAAGUCGAUGGAGCAUGUCCCCCCUUACGACGUGGUCCCCUCCAUGAGACCCAUCAUUCUAGUGGGGCCGUCACUGAAGGGCUACGAGGUGACUGACAUGAUGCAAAAGGCUCUCUUUGACUUUCUCAAGCACAAGUUUGAGGGCAGGAUAUCCAUCACCCGGGUGACCGCAGACAUCUCCCUUGCCAAGCGCUCGGUCCUCAACAACCCCAGUAAACACACCAUCAUCGAGCGCUCCAGCACCCGCUCCAGCCUGGCGGAGGUGCAGAGUGAGAUUGAGCGUAUCUUUGAGCUGGCCCGCACCCUGCAGCUGGUUGCGCUAGACGCAGACACCAUUAACCACCCCUCUCAGCUGGCUAAGACCUCCCUGGCUCCUAUCAUCGUCUACAUCAAAAUAGCCUCACCUAAGGUCCUCCAGAGGCUCAUUAAAUCCCGGGGGAAGUCCCAGGCCAAACACCUGAACGUGCAGAUGGUGGCAGCAGACAAGCUGGCCCAGUGCCCCCCUGAGCUGUUUGACAUCAUCCUGGAUGAGAACCAGCUGGAGGACGCCUGUGAGCAUCUGGCUGACUACCUGGAGGCCUACUGGAAGGCCACCCACCCCCCCAGCAGUAACCCCCCCAACCCCCUCCUCAACCGCACCAUGGCCACGGCCGCCCUGGCCGCCUCCCCAGAGCCCGUCUCCAACCUGCAGGGGCCGUACCUGGUGCACGGAGAACAGAAGCAGGAAGGGCCUCUGUCGGAGUGCGGUGGUAGCGGCAGUCUCCAUGACUACCAGAGUGACCAGGGAGGGAAGCAGCAACCGCAACCGCAGCAGCACCAGCAGCAGAAGCAGCAGACCUACCUGCACUCCUCACGGGGCCAGCUACGGGCAGGGAGUGGGAGGGGCCUGUCCCGGCAGGACACCUUCGACUCUGAGACUCAGGGCAGUCGGGACUCGGCCUACACUGAAGCAGGGGACUCUUGCAUGGACAUUGAGACCGACCCCUACGAGGAGUCUGAGAUGUACCGCGGGGUAGGGGGCGGGGGCAGCCGCCUCCACCUGGCCCAGCACCACGGCCGGCAGGCCUCCUGGGAAGACGAGGGGGCCGAGCCGGACCAGGAGAACCUCAACCACCCUCCCAUGCCCUCCCACACCCAGCCUGGGCAACAUGGUCGGGCCAAGCUAAGGGAGAGGUACUGCCAGGAACCCGGGGUCACCGGCGCCAACAUGGGCCGCAACAAGAAUCAGGAGGACUGGGGGAGGGACGUGUACAUCCGCUGA
Molecule: messenger RNA, 1908 nt
Organism: Salvelinus namaycush (lake trout)
Lineage: Eukaryota; Metazoa; Chordata; Actinopteri; Salmoniformes; Salmonidae
Product: voltage-dependent L-type calcium channel subunit beta-1-like
Exons: 14
Coding region: 1-1908 (635 amino acids)
Biological process (GO): calcium ion transmembrane transport; neuromuscular junction development; regulation of voltage-gated calcium channel activity
Cellular component (GO): voltage-gated calcium channel complex
Molecular function (GO): protein binding; high voltage-gated calcium channel activity
Source: RefSeq, a predicted model, not a curated record